AUGGAGGUCGUUCCCGAGGUAAAAGCUUGCGAGUCAUGCGCCAAAUCAAAGCGGAAGUGCGGAAAGGAGAGCCCACGAUGUCACCGCUGCGCGUCACGGGACCUCGAGUGUAUCUAUCCACUCCCAACCAGACCAAGCUCGUUUGUACGGCUGCAGGACGCUCCUGUGCCAGUCCAACCACCCACCGCCAUGGUCACGAGGGAAAUUGAAAGGCCAGCCGAUCUCUGGGACCCGAAUUUACUGCUCUCAUUUCCCCCAAAUUCUCAAUUCGGUGCCAUACCUCGGCCCACUACGGAGCUCGAGUUGGCUCGGCCCACAGCACUACUCUCAUCCACACCUGCGAAGCAGCUUAGUAUCGAUUGGUUUAUGUCACCAGAGUCGUGGAAUAUAGAGAACGACUUGCCACAUUAUCGAGAAACCCCGAUGCCUCCAUCCCCCUACAGCCGCGUCGCACUCAAGACUUUCCUUACACAAGGCCAAGGCUGGCUGUCAGACUGGAUCUCGACAGGUGGCAACACCUUCAUCCACAAACAGCUCUAUUCUUUCAGGCUACCGAGGAUAGUGCAAGAUGCGUACACGUCUGUUGCGCUAUACAUGUUGAGGACCGAAGAGAACGAGGACAUGGUGCACCGAACAAUAGAAGAGCGGUCGAAGCAGCUCCUCAAAGACGAAGAGAACCACAAGACAUCGAGCAGCCUCGACCCCUUCGGCCAUCUCUCCAGGGUCCAAGCCCUCCUCACAUAUCAGAUCAUCUGCCUCCUCGACGGGAACAUCCACCUGCGCGCCCUCGCUGAGGAACGAGUGCCAGUCAUGAUGGCCUGGCUCAAGCAGAUGCUCGAGAGCGUCGCCUUCGCGUCCCAGCUCACCCCCGCCGGCACGACCGGGGCGCUGACGGCCGCGAGGGGCCUCGGGCUCGGCGUCGUGGACAUCAUGAGUGCCGCGACCCCGGGCGCGACGCCGCCCGCCGCCACGUGCCCCACCUCGCAGGAGGAGAUAAUGUGGCACACGUGGAUCUUCGGCGAGUCGGUGCGCCGGACAUGGAUCUUCGCUCAGGGGAUACACAUCGUCUACACUGUCGUCCUGCAGGGCUGGGCGAUCUGUCCCGGUGCACUGUCGUUCACAGCUGUGGCUGGUGUCUGGGACGCGCCAUCGAGCCAUGCGUGGAAUAAGAUGUGUAGGGAGAGGGAUGUGUCGAUGAAUACUCCACAUGAGAUAGAGAGUUUCUUGGACAAUGCUAGGCCGGAGGAUGUUGAUGAAUUUACAAAGUCUCUGCUGGAGGUCACCUUUGGAAAGGCGAAGAUGGAGAGGUGGGUGGAUGCCGCUUCUUAG
Molecule: messenger RNA, 1329 nt
Organism: Diaporthe amygdali
Lineage: Eukaryota; Fungi; Ascomycota; Sordariomycetes; Diaporthales; Diaporthaceae
Exons: 1
Coding region: 1-1329 (442 amino acids)
Biological process (GO): regulation of DNA-templated transcription
Molecular function (GO): zinc ion binding; DNA-binding transcription factor activity, RNA polymerase II-specific
Source: RefSeq, a predicted model, not a curated record